AUGGAAUUAGCAACUUCAACUAAGUGGGAAUUGGCCUUACAACCUCCAACAGUUGAAGAAUUGCAGAAGAACAUAGGCGAUGUGUUCAACGUUAAAUGGAUUAAAUACAUGUAUGCAAAUUUCAAAAAUGAAUGUCCAUCAGGUAAAAUGCAUUUUGCGGCAUUUAAAAAUCUAUUUUCUCCACAUUUACCUACUGGUGUCAGUGAUGAAUAUAUCAAACGACUGUUCUUCGCAUUCUCCUUCGGACACUGUGAAGUUACCUUUCAGGCUCUACUGGAAGCGUUGGCCAUGCUUCGAAAAUCAUCGGCAAUAACGCAAGCGAAAUGGACGAUGAGACUAAUAUCGGGCAGUGAAACAAAGCCAGUUUGUUAUGAGGAAUUUCUAGGUUUCGUGCGGUCAAUUUUUGUCCGAAAAGAAACAGAAAAUCGGAACUUGAAGAAAGGUUCUUACAAACUUGAAGAGAGUUUGGCACUGAAUAAAGUGGUUGAGAGAAGAGCCAGACACAUAUUUGCGACCUUAGAUAGAAAUGAAGACGGUUUAAUUGACACGGAAGAAUUAAUUGAAUUUUUUAAGGGCGACGGGCGAAUAAAUGUACAACGUUUGAUUGGAUCAGGCAGGACAACUUGUUAA
This is a messenger RNA of Enterobius vermicularis (human pinworm), 630 nucleotides long. Lineage: Eukaryota; Metazoa; Nematoda; Chromadorea; Rhabditida; Oxyuridae. The record is from the annotation of a GenBank genome assembly.